Messenger RNA from Centruroides sculpturatus (bark scorpion), 931 nucleotides. RefSeq names its product peregrin-like. The transcript has 5 exons. The record is from RefSeq and is a predicted model, not a curated record. The coding region runs from base 349 to 879 and encodes 176 amino acids. NCBI's taxonomy places the organism in Eukaryota, Metazoa, Arthropoda, Arachnida, Scorpiones, Buthidae.
UUGAAUGCAAAUAAAAAUUAUUCUCUUUUUUCCCUCAAAUAUUGAUGGAACUGGUUUUUUAGAAUUUUAAUACUUUGAAUUUCAACAAAUUAAGCUAUUUCCUCAGGCACAAAGAAACGUUGCAGAUCAACAAGUUUGAGUGGAUUAGCAGAGCCCACAUCUCCUAAACAAAAGCAAAGUCCUUCAACAACAGUAGCCCCACUCUCUUCUCUUGAUAAUUUUCCUACCUCACCUAUACCAGAAAAGGAAAGCUUCAAGAUAUAUAGGUCUAAUACUCAAGAUCAAGCAAGUGAUACAGAUCAAAACACAGAAACAAGCAGCACCAGAAGCAGUACUUCUACUAGUAGCAUGUCAUCAGAUAGUGAAUCAGGGAGUGAAAGUGAUGGAGAUGAACAGUCUGGUACAGGCGAACGACGGCGUCAAAGAGGGAAUCGUGGAAAGUCAUCAUCUGGAUGGAGUGUUCAACAGCAACAACUCAUACCACUUCAACCAUUAGAUUUAGUUUGGGCUAAAUGCAGAGGAUAUCCAUGGUAUCCUGCAUUAAUAAUUAAUCCUGAUAUGCCAAAGACGGGCUAUUUUCAUAACGGAGUACCGAUACCAGUCCCACCAAAUGAUGUUUUAGCUCUUCAGAAAAAUUAUGAAGAACAAGUUUAUCUUGUCCUUUUCUUUGACACUAAAAGAACAUGGCAAUGGUUGCCAAGAAACAAAUUAGAACCACUAGGAGUCGAUACAGCACUAGACAAAGCAAGAUUAGUGGAGUCUAAGAAACCAACUGAACGUAAAGCUGUAAAGAAAGCCUACGAAAAUGCUAUUCUGCACCGGUGCAGAGUUACGGGUGAAUCUACAGGAUUUUCUGGUGAUUCCAGCAAUGACGAAUAAGGAUGAAAAUGCAAAUAUCAGUCAAUUAAAAAUAUAAUCAAGCAUGAAAUAA